AUGUGGCGCAGCGGCGAGCUCUGCGAUGUUGUGCUCUCGGCCGAGAAUGAGAAGAUUCGAGCCCACCGCCUGAUUCUCGCGGGUGGCUCCUCGUACAUGCGCUCGUGCUUCAGCUCCGGCAUGCGCGACGGUGAGGCGGCCGUGCUGACUCUGCAAGGCGUCACGGCCUGCAGCCUUCGCUGUCUCCUCGACUUUCUCUACCUUGGAGAGUGCGAGGCGACGCCGUCCUCGAUAGUGCCGCUGAUGCACGCCGCCUCGCUAAUGGAAGUGCGCCCGCUGCUCCAGCUCGCGGCCGACUUCCUGGGCAAGGACGGCCUGCUUCCCGAGUCGUACCUCAACAUCAUCGAGCUGUGUGACACGCUCGACCGCCCAGAGACUGCGGGCCUGCGCGCCGCGUGCCUCGCGUUUGUGAGCGAGCACCUGGAGGCGCUCGCGGCUGAGGAGCAGUGGCGCCGUCUGCCAAGGCCGUGGCUGCGCGCCCUCCUCGAGAGCGAGGCGAUCACGCUCCCCGAGCUCUGCGUCUUUCAGAGCGCAAUCGCAUGGCUGGAGGCGCAGCCGCAGCCGCAGCGCGACGGAGAGGCGUGCGCCGAGCUGCUCGGCAUCGUGCGGUACGCGACAAUCCCCGCCGACACACUCGUCGACGCCGUCGAGCCGCGCAUCGAGAGCCUCGGCCACGCCGGCCUCGCGCAGCGCCUGCUGCACGCCGCCUUUCGCUUCAGCUCCCUCUCGCCUGCAAGACAGAUGGGCGAGGAGCGCUCCGCCGAGUUCUGCCGCCGCGAAGGCCAGGUCGGCGACCUCGCAUGGCGGCUUCUGAAUACACCUUCCGACGACGAAGCGUCCGUUCUCGACGGAAAUGUGCUGACUGUGGCCGCAGACUCCGAUGAGCAAGGUGUCUCCUUACACCAGGUGAGCAGCGCAUGCGUCACGCUGCGAUCGGAGCUCACGUGGUCCGUGCUCUUGGCGGUGAAGGAAGGCUGUCCCGCGCUUGAUUGCCACGACAUGCUCUUCGUGAGCUUUGGAACGGGCGAGCCGGUUGCGGGAUGGAUCAACCACCGCAGUCUUGCGGCGUGUGAGGAGGCAUGGGCUUCUGUGGACGGCUACGAGGACCACGGCUCGGGCGCAAACCGGGACCGCAGCUUCGAGGUCACACUCUACGCGCGCCUGACGCGGAUCUCUGGAAGCGAGGCUGCCGCUGAAGUCUGGCUUGAGGACCAGGCCGGCCAAAAGCACGAGGUCUCGGACAGCAUCUUGGACUCUAAAUUCCCGGCAGGGGCUCCUUGCCGCCUCGUGCUUGGACUGACCUACGGUCCUGCGGAGGCGGUGUUGCUGGAUGUCAAGGCCCGCUGA
Messenger RNA from Emiliania huxleyi CCMP1516, 1347 nucleotides. RefSeq lists its product as hypothetical. NCBI's taxonomy places the organism in Eukaryota, Haptophyta, Isochrysidales, Noelaerhabdaceae. The transcript has a single exon. Gene Ontology annotation, molecular function: protein binding. Bases 1 to 1347 code for a protein of 448 amino acids. The record is from RefSeq and is a predicted model, not a curated record.